CAAAUCUUUUCAGUAGCUCAUCUUAUACAUGUCGAUGUAUCCACAAGUUCAAGAACGUGUCCAGCAUGAGAUCGCUGACGUCAUAGGAAGCGGACGCAGAAUCGAGUUUAAGGACAAGUCUCGCCUUACCUACACCGAAGCGACUGUUUUAGAAGUAAUGCGAAUGACGACAAUUGCUCCAUUUGCGCUGCCAAAACUAACAGUUAAAGACACUACAUUAAAAGGAUACGACAUUGAUAAAGAAACCGUUGUCUUCUUCAAUCUCCAUUCCAUAUCGUAUGACAAGGAAUUCUGGGGCGAUCCCCAAACAUUUCGCCCUGAACGAUUAAUUGACGCAAACAAUAAAUUGAAUUUGGAAAAGUGCAACCGUAUUUUACCAUUUGGACUCGGACGAAGACGAUGUGUUGGAGAAUUUCUUGCAAGAAUGGAGCAAUUUCUUCUGUUUGCAAAUGUCAUCAGAAGAUGUAGAUUUUCAAAACCAGCAGGUGAAAGUUACGAUAUGGAACCCGACCCUGGUCUUGUAUACUCACCAAAAGCGUUUUGUGUUGUAGUAGAGGAGCGGCAAUGAUUUUGGUCUUCCAUUUUCUAAAUAGUGUGUGAAUUUCGAUAGAAUUAUUUGUGUGAUCCGCAACUAUUGACCUGGGCCUAGUAAAAACAUUAACUGGCUGUUAAACUAACCACUCAUUACAUUAUCAGUCAAAAUACUAGUGUUAGUCAUGGUUGGAAAUACCAGUAUGAUAUUUUGCUUAAACUAUAGAGAAUUUUAGUGUUAAUAAUCCUUAACUCCAACAUCCUUGGAUUCCAUUCUGUUGUAGCGGAGAUAGCCUACAAACAGUUGCAAUUUCCUGGUCAGCCUUGUUUUCUACCAGAAAAUUACCUGGCAAAACAAGAAUAUGUCAAACGGCUAGUUCACUUUUCAAUGAUGAAAAACAAGUUUAUUUAUUAAUUUCAGACACCCGCAGAGUCCUUCAAAAGUACGGUCUAAAUUGCGUAUUAAUAA
Molecule: messenger RNA, 1000 nt
Organism: Mercenaria mercenaria
Lineage: Eukaryota; Metazoa; Mollusca; Bivalvia; Venerida; Veneridae
Product: cytochrome P450 1A2-like
Exons: 1
Coding region: 29-568 (179 amino acids)
Molecular function (GO): iron ion binding; heme binding; monooxygenase activity
Source: RefSeq, a predicted model, not a curated record